AGACCAAAAUUGAAAAAAUGGUUGAGCUCACCCAGCUAAUGGAAAAUGAGGCAUUCAUGGCCUUUGCCUCCUAUGCAACAAUUAUUCUUUCAAAAAUGAUGUUUAUGAGUACCGCAACUGCAUUCUAUAGAAUAACAAGAAAG
This is a messenger RNA of Galeopterus variegatus (Sunda flying lemur), 143 nucleotides long. RefSeq names its product microsomal glutathione S-transferase 1-like. The record is from RefSeq and is a predicted model, not a curated record. NCBI's taxonomy places the organism in Eukaryota, Metazoa, Chordata, Mammalia, Dermoptera, Cynocephalidae. The annotation marks the transcript as partial. The transcript has a single exon.